Molecule: messenger RNA, 1824 nt
Organism: Symbiodinium sp. CCMP2456
Lineage: Eukaryota; Dinophyceae; Suessiales; Symbiodiniaceae
Source: the annotation of a GenBank genome assembly
AUGCGAUCAGCUUGUAAGCAGGUGAUGUCAGAUGCAGAUGCAGCAUAUGACAGCCGCCGCCGCUUGCGUAGAGCAGACCAUUCCUCCUUCGAGGAAACCUGGCGUUGCGGACAUUUCCGUGGCACCACAGCCAGGCAACUGCUCAUGGGAUGCGGGAUGAUUUUCAACGAUGGUCUCAGGACGCUUCUUGCAGCUGGCGGAAACGCCGGCUGCCGCUUUCCGACGAGAGAACAGGUGCAGCUUGCGGGUGAAACUCUCUUUGGAAAAUCAUGCGAGACAGAUCACGUGGAUGUUUUUGUUGGACAUUCUUGGAGUGCCGGGCGCUGGCAAAAGUUCCUGGCUCUCUGCCUGUACUUCAACCUGCAGAUCGCACUGUGGUGCUCCAUCGGAACCUGGAUUGUAGCUGUGUUACUCCUGUUGGGAUGGGGCGGGUUGACGCAUUUGGGCGGCAGUUACCUUCUCCUUCCGUGCCUCGUGUACCUGCCAAUGACUGUGUUUGUCCUUGCCCUCCUAUUUGGGCAGCAGCUGCUCGGUGGAGUGUGUGGAUUCGGAUCAAGUUCCAUAUGGUUGGACAAGCUAUGUGUCCACCAAACAGAUCUGGAGCUGAAGGCAGUACAAAUAGCCGCCCUUCCCAUCUUCGUUGCGCACUCCAGCCGCAUGCUCAUCUUAUGGGACGACACGUACUUUGAGCGUUUAUGGUGCAAUCUCGAGCUCGCAACGUUUGUACAGUACCGUGGUGCAGAGAAUGUGGACGUGAUGCCUUUGUGGCUGGCUCCGUGGUUGCUUUUCUCAAUCCUCCUAGAUCUUCUGAGCGCCAGCCUUCUUGACCUCCUGGAGCACAUCUUCCCAAAUUGGAGCGCAGCAUGGAUGCAAGGAAUCAUGGGCAUCCUCGAAAGCGUCCUCGGGAAUAACCCAGCCAUGCUGAAGUUUGCAGGUUGGUUCGUCAUCUGGAUGAUGUCCAGUGUUGUCUAUCUGCCCGCAUCCAUACCCAGCUUCUUCUCCUUCCGCAUGAAGUUUCAAAGCCACCGGCUCAUGCUAGACCAGAUGGCAAACUUCGAUGUCCGCGCUGCGCAGUGCACCCUGCCGCGUGAUCGUGCGGCGAUUGAGCAGCAAGUGCAAGAACUAUUUCAAAAAAGUCAUCCUGCACGCAGUCAGGGCCAGAUGCCAAGCCUUGUCGAUGAUGGCGAAGUAUGCAUUCAGAGGUUUCAUCCCCUGACAGGAGUUGGGCUUGAUAGCUUGGACCGUUUCAACAGCUACAUCCGAGGGACCUUGCGUGAUUUCGUCAUAGCACAAAUCGGCCAUGAAGUGUAUGUGCCCUGGCGAGUUUGCCUGAUGGCUUUCCUGCCGAUGAUCUUCUACAGCUCGGUGAACAUCUUGGGCUGCGACAAUGGACCCUGCGAAGAAUCUGCACGGCUGGAAGGCUAUAGUUCGGCGGUGCAGUACAUGGCUGUGCAAACCAUCGGGUGGAGUCUAUGCAUCGUCACAGCAUUUCCCUUGACCUACCCGAUCCUCCUUCGCAUGGUGAAGCACGUGCUCUCUCACGGCGAGGGUCCUGCGCAACUCAUGGUUGCGUUUUUGUGCUGCCCCUUGUCCUACGUUUACAGCUACAUUUGCGGAAGCUUCAUCUGGGCGGGCCUUGUUACUCUUGUGCAAAGCUACUCGACGAUUCAAGUAGCGGUGUUCAUUGUCAUCAUGGCCCUUUUGGCGUUGCAGAUGAACCUGCUGUUCUCUAUCAGCAGCAAGCACGACCAUCACAUAUCCACUUCGUGCCGUUGCAUCAGACGGCAGGACGGCACUUAUGAUGCGCUCCCACAUCCCUGCUGA